Molecule: messenger RNA, 1821 nt
Organism: Microtus oregoni (creeping vole)
Lineage: Eukaryota; Metazoa; Chordata; Mammalia; Rodentia; Cricetidae
Gene: Ubap1l
Product: ubiquitin associated protein 1 like
Exons: 6
Coding region: 193-1350 (385 amino acids)
Biological process (GO): ubiquitin-dependent protein catabolic process via the multivesicular body sorting pathway
Cellular component (GO): ESCRT I complex
Molecular function (GO): ubiquitin binding
Source: RefSeq, a predicted model, not a curated record
AGUUCCCACUUGCUCACCUAUUGCAGCCAUUCCGCCAGUAUUACCUCCAGGCUGAGCACUCCUUGCCUGCUCUCCUUCAGAUAAGCUGUGGGGCCUCCACACAGAAGAGCGUGGCCUGAGCCUGAUUCUGAGGACUCUACGCCCUCUCGCUACCACUCAGUUUUCUGAGACAGCUUCACCGUCUCGGGCAGAAUGAAUGUCCUUGAUGGUGUCCCCUUUAAGGUACCCAACGGCCUCGUGAUGGACACAGAGCCCCACCCUGCUCCAGAGAUCAGUGUCCGGUACUGUAGAGAGCUCCUCCUGGGCUCGAUGUAUGACUUCAGCCUGGAAAGGGAGGCUCUCUUCUGGGUGGAAGCAGUCGUCCGAGGACCUUGUCCCCAACAAUGCAAGGACUUGGGGAUGGCAUCAGCUCCUCCAGCCUGGUUCUUACUGGUCAGUCCAAAACACAGUCUGGUGCCUGCACCUGCUGAAGUCAGAGGCCCAGAGGCUGGAUUGCAGGAACCUGCCGAGGAGGAAGAGGAGGAGGAGGAGGAGGAGGAGGAAGAAGAAAUAGGGGAGAAGAGGGAUGAGGACGAUGCUUCUUCUGCCAGCGAGGAGGAGAUGGACUCCAGCAGCCCUCAGCCUGGCUCCCCUGCAGCCGGUCGCCGCUGCUCGCUGGAUAUGCUGCGAAACAUAAGGUCUGAGUUGGUUGGUGCCCGGCGACGGCUCUCGGAGAGCAGACUAGCCUCGUGUCCUCGAGCCCUUCUGCACCGCUUCCGAGGCCACCGCACUCUGAGCCUGAGUGCCAGCCUGGCGCCAGCCCCUGACCCAGUACCGCAGCUCCCCAGUGAACCCGUGCUGCCUCCACGACCCUCUACCGCCGGCGCUAUGCCUCCACUGCGGAGCCACAAGCCCACUGUCGCUUCCCUCAGCCCAUACACCUGCUUGCCACCUCUUAGUGGGACACCGCAGCCCCUCAACUCCUAUAGAUUGCAUCCUGAUUCGGCAAAUGACCUACUGUCUGCCCUGACCAAAGAGGAGCAAGACCUCAUCUGGCCAGUGGUCGCUUUGGGCUAUCCCCUAGGAAGGGCCAUUGUGGCUCUGCAGAAGACAGGAAGGCAGAGCCUAAGCCAGUUUCUCGGCUACCUCGGUGCCUGUGAGAGGCUGCUGCAGCAGGGCUAUGAUGAGGCCCUGGUGGAUGAGGCCAUGGAGAUGUUCCAAUUCUCUGAACACCAGGCAGGGGAGUUCCUGCGACUCUGGCAGCAGUUCAGUGAUAUGGGCUUCCAGCAAGACCGGAUCAAGGAGGUGCUGUUGGUCCAUGGCAAUCAGCGUGAACAAGCCCUGGAAGAGCUGGUAGCCUGUGCCCAGUGACAAGCCAGGACACUCUGUGAUGCAUGGCUGACCAGUGAAGUACCAGACUCACCACCCAUCUGAAUUGUAUUAUUAAAACCUAAUAAGACAAACCAGGUAGUGGUGGUGGCGCACGCCUUUAAUCCCAGCUGGUGGGAGGCAGAGACAAGUGGAUUUCUGUGAGUUUGAGGCCAACCUGGUCUAUAUAGCAGGUUCCAGGACAGCCUGAGUUACAUAGGAAGACCCUAUCUCAAGCAAAACAAAACAAAGGAAUCUGACAAGGUCUACAUUUUCCAGACCUGGCUCCUCUUCCAUUAGAAUCCUUAGGUAAUCCCCUGGGUCCUGCACCUUAUAUUCUGACUCAGAAAGCACAGAUGGGCAGCCUCCAGGAACGUGGUUGGCUGGAAUUAUAUUGUUUAGUUUUCUCUAUGUCGCCUGGUUGGCGUUGAACUUGUGAGCUCAAGUGAUCCACCUGUGACCUCAGUCUCCCUG